Molecule: messenger RNA, 4035 nt
Organism: Fundulus heteroclitus (mummichog)
Lineage: Eukaryota; Metazoa; Chordata; Actinopteri; Cyprinodontiformes; Fundulidae
Gene: evi5l
Product: EVI5-like protein
Exons: 26
Coding region: 578-3676 (1032 amino acids)
Source: RefSeq, a predicted model, not a curated record
CGCGCCUCGCCUCUCGCCUCGCCGGAGACGCAGCACGCCAGCCAUUCUGUGUGAUUCACUGCGUGAUUGAUGCGGGCCGGUUAUAACCACAUCCCCGUUGAGCCGCUGGCUGCAUCACACGGCUGUCAUGCUUAUUUUAAAGGUGGCCCGUGGAAACGUUCCUCCCAGCUAAAACGCGGCCCAGACUACCCUCUGCCCGCGUCGCGUGCACCGUGCUCUCGCGACCAGCUGUGCGACGCGGCGCUGCCUCGCGGGCGAGCGAAGGCAGGAGGAUGGCACUGCGUUGGACCGUCGGUCUGUGUUCGUCCUCGGUGUUCUAUUAAGGGCUUAAUUAGCUCGUAACAAGCGGUUACGACCGACUGGCGUGGACGCGACGAUAAGCGCACCCUCCCUCCCCCCGGUGGUUAUGGGAACUGAGCCCAGGUUUAAGGAUUUCUGAUCAGAUUGACUCCGAGGCCCACCCAGCGCCCAAUCAGACGACAGCGGGGCUCAGUGAGGAGGGAGACCAGCACUGAGUCUUAGAGAGCCUCUCAUCAUACCAACACUGUGUCAUCCCUCUCACUCCAUCCUCAGCACCAUGUCAAUCCCCAGCAGCAGCCCAGAAAGGGAGAGCUCCGCUGGAGUUCAGCUUGAGUGCCCCUCUUCUCCUCCUGGCAUGGACGCAGACCCCCCAUCAACAGGCAGCCCAGUGCUCACCCCAGACUCCUCUUCCCAUGAUGCAGUGCUGUCUGCACCAGCAGCCUCUCCAGCAGACUCUGAGAAUCUGAGUCCAGAUGAACUUGAGCUGCUGGCUAAGCUGGAGGAACAGAACAGGUUGCUGGAGGCUGAUUCCAAGUCCAUGCGGUCUAUGAGCGGCUCACGACGCAACAGCGGCUCCUCGUUGGUGUCCAGCUCCUCUGCCUCCUCCAACCUGUCCCACUUUGAGGAAGAUACCUGGAUCUUAUGGGGUCGCAUUGUUAAUGAGUGGGAGGAGUGGAGACGCAAAAAGGACAAACUUCUGAAGGAGUUGAUCAGGAAAGGCAUCCCCCAUCAUUUCCGCGCCAUUGUCUGGCAGCUGCUGGGCAACGCCACCGACAUGCCGGUGAAGAACCAGUACUCUGAGCUGCUGAAGAUGUCGUCUCCCUGCGAGAAGCUUAUCCGUAGGGACAUCGCCCGCACCUACCCGGAGCAUGAGUUCUUCAAAGGCCAGGACAGUCUGGGGCAGGAGGUCCUCUUCAAUGUCAUGAAGGCAUACUCCCUUGUAGAUCGAGAAGUGGGCUACUGCCAGGGCAGUGCAUUCAUCGUUGGCUUGCUUCUAAUGCAGAUGCCAGAGGAAGAGGCGUUUUGUGUUUUUGUGCGUCUGAUGCAGGAGUACCGCCUGAGAGAACUGUUCAAACCCAGCAUGGCAGAGCUUGGCCUCUGCAUCUACCAGUUUGAAUAUCUGCUUCAGGAGCAGCUUCCAGAGCUGAACGUCCAUUUCCGCUCCCAGAGUUUCCACACGUCCAUGUACGCCUCCUCCUGGUUCCUCACCCUAUUCCUCACCUUCCUUCCUCUACCCGUCGCCACGCGCAUCUUUGAUAUAUUCAUGUAUGAGGGCCUAGAGAUUAUCUUCCGUGUGGGUCUGGCCAUCCUGCAGUACAACCAAACUGACCUCAUUCAGCUCGAUAUGGAGGGAAUGUCACAGCAUUUCCAGAAGGUGAUCCCACACCAGUUUGACAGCUGCCCUGACAAACUGAUCCUCAGGGCCUACCAGGUCAAAUACAACCCCAAGAGGAUGAAGAAACUUGAGAAAGAAUACACCACAAUUAAGAAUAAAGAAAUGGAGGAGCAGAUCGAGAUUAAGAGAUUACGCACAGAAAACAGGCUGCUGAAGCAGAGGAUUGAAACACUGGAGAAGGAGAGUGCCGCUCUGGCAGACAGGCUGAUACAGGGUCAGGUGACUCGAGCACAGGAAGCAGAGGAGAACUACGUUAUCAAACGGGAGCUGGCUGUGGUGAGGCAGCAGUGCAACACGGCCAGCGAGAGCCUCGAGAAAGCCCAGGAAACCAUCAGGGAGCUGCAGCAGCAGAGGUACACAGAGCAGUUUGUGAACAAUCUGCAGACGCAGCUGGAGCAGUCCCGACUGCGCGAGGCCGAACUGCUCGGAGCGCUGAAGGAAAUGCAAGACAAGGUGCUCGAUCUGGAGAAGAGGAGCAGCUCCCUGCCUGAUGAGAACAACAUGGCCGCCCUGCAGGAAGAGGUGAAGCAGAUGAAGCUGAGGGAGCUGGAGACGCUGCGAUCGUUUAGAGAGAUGCAGGAUGCCGUCACUGAUCUCAACCAGCGCUGGCAGCAUCACAUGUCGCGUGGCAGCAGCACUGGCGGCGGAGGCCACUGGAAGGAAUCCCCGAAGAAGAACGCCAUGAACGAAUUGCAGGACAAACUGAUGACGGUCAGAUUGAGGGAGGCACAGGCCCAGGCUGAGCUCCGAGAGGUCAAGCUCAAAGCCCUGCAGCUGGAGAGCCAGAACCAGAUCCACAGUAAACUGAUUGGUCGCCAUGAGCAGGAACGCUCCGCCCUACAAGAUCGACUCCAGAUGUUGGCCAAUCAGAACAAAGCUCUGCAGGCCCAGCUCAAUGAGAUGAAAAGGAAGCAGGCCGAGUCGGACUGCAAGAGUAAAGAGGAGGUGAUGGCAGUGCGACUGAGGGAGGCAGACAGCAUGGCUGUCAUGGCCGAACUCAGACAGAGGAUUGCUGAACUGGAGAUACAGAAAGAAGAAGGGCUGAUCAAGGGCCAGCUGAACCACUCAGACUCAAGGCAGUACAUCAGCCAGCUCCGGGACCAGAUUGCUGAGCUCAAGAACGAGGUCAGGCAACUGCGAGGGCAGAAGGCAGCGGCUGGCUCCAGGAUCAGCUGCGGAGGAGGAACCACCAACUACCAGGACCUGUGCUUGGCUAGCCCCGCCUCCGCUGAGGGAGACUACCUCAGCUCGGAUGAAGACCUCCUCAACAGCCCGCUCCCCGCCAACGCCCUGUACCCCACGCUCUCCGACCCAUGCCACCCAUCUCCCCGACUCGACAGCGAGGGCAGCACGGACAGCGAGGCAGAGGAUGGGGUACAGACACAUCCCGACCCGCAGCAGCUAUACGGCAACAUGGUACAAAGUCGCCAAAUUGUCGACCCUUACGCCGCCAGUCGCGCUGAUGCAAGCUUGGACCUGCAGCUGCUCAACCCCAAAUCUGAGUGCCUGCUCUGCAGCAAACUAUUCUCAUCUCUGUCCAGCCUAAAGACGCACAUAUGCAAAAGCCACGGAAGCAAAGCUGGCCACUUGAGGGCCGGCAGGGCUGAUAACAAGAAGUCCCCAUACAGGGGCAAGGACAAGACCUUUGGCUGCGAGGUGUGUGGGAAAGUGUUCAAGCGCUCGUCCACGCUCUCCACCCACCUGCUCAUACAUUCAGACACACGGCCCUAUCCCUGCCAGUACUGCGGCAAGAGAUUCCACCAGAAGUCGGACAUGAAGAAACACACCUUCAUUCACACAGGGGAGAAACCUCAUGUGUGCCAGAUAUGCGGCAAAGCGUUCAGCCAGAGCUCCAACCUCAUCACGCACAGCCGAAAGCACAGGGACGACCGGCCCUACCGCUGCGCUCUCUGCCACUACAGCUUCCAGCACAAAGUGGACCUACGGCAGCACCAGGAGCACCACUGCCUCUACCGCUGAGCUCUGGCCUUUCUUCAUCACCACAUGAAACACUUUUUGGACAGAAAGCCCCUUCGUCUGCUGUUCUGAUGUUCAGGUUUAAUGUAUCUACAGACUUUGCUCAGCUACAGUCUCGUUUAUCUUGGGGGGGGGGCAUAUGAAAAGAAAGACUGCCAUACCCAUGGAUGGAAUUUACCCGUUUCACAAAAGGAGCCUUUCAUCGUCUGCCCUCUGCAGUAAACAAAUCUCUUUAAAACGUUCAAGAUAGUCUGCACCCUUCUAGUCAGCUUUCUGGGUUUCCCCUUCCUCAGCCUAAAGCGUUCAGAGCACGAUGUAACAAGCUGCUGCAGAGUACAUAAAUAAAACUCUUUCAAACCACG